Messenger RNA from Trifolium pratense (red clover), 2316 nucleotides. RefSeq lists its product as uncharacterized. The record is from RefSeq and is a predicted model, not a curated record. NCBI's taxonomy places the organism in Eukaryota, Viridiplantae, Streptophyta, Magnoliopsida, Fabales, Fabaceae. Bases 131 to 2044 code for a protein of 637 amino acids. The transcript is spliced from 9 exons.
GCUCUUCCUUCCUUUUUCCGAUUCUAUUCUCGCAAGCUGCUGUUUCUAUUCCAUACUCCAACUCUGCUUUUCUUCUAAUCAAGACAUUUGUUGUUGCAUAUAUAAGAGAGAGUAUUCUUCAAGAAGGAAAAUGAAAAACAAGAAUGGUUUUGGGUUUGAUAUCCAUGCUAAGUCCAACGCAGAUUCGUUGCAGCAGAUGCGUAAUGUCAAGCUUGAAAAUCAAAAAUAUUUAAGAGGCAAUCCAACAAAUCAAGAUAACACUAAUGUUGGAAAUAUUCAAAGGUUGGGCCGUCAGAAGGGAUCAUUGAAUAAUAUAAUUGCAUCCCAACAAAUGAAAAAGGGCGAGGCAAACAAAGGUGUUCAGAACACUAACUUUAGGAGGCAACCAGAAGUAGAAGCCUCUAAAAAAAUAAUUGAGAAGCAAUUGGAUGUUGAAGCAUGUAAAAAAAAUGUUGAGCAAAACAAAGGGUUUGUUAAGAAUAAUAACAUUAAGAGGCAAUUGGAAGUAGCAGCCUCUAAGGAGAUUGCUGCUCCGAGCAAAGUGUUUGUCCAGAACAAUAAUACUAAGAAGAAUUUAAAGUCUACGGUGGAUCAUCAAGUUAAAGGUUUGAUUGAAUCACAAGUCUCAAAGAACAAAGGUGAGCAAAACAAAGAGGUAAGGCAGAACAAUAAUCUUAAGAGGCAAGUAAGAUCUACCAUGGAAAAUCAAGUUCAAGGAUCAACGGUAGAUCAACAACCCUCAAAGAAGAAAAAAACUAUUCCAAAUUGUCCAGCCAUGCCAAUUGCCGAAUAUCUCAAUAAGAAUAAGGAACAAGAUGGAGUAGAUGAAUCAGACGACGAAGAUAUCGAAGAAAGUGAAAUGGAAGAAUAUAUGGAGACUGAUAUGAACUACGGAGGUGAGGAAUUUGAGGGAGCGGAUGUAAAUACAACUAAAGGUUUAAUAAGAAAACGAGGAAAGACUAUAUGUCGGAAAAUUCAUACACGACAAUUUAAAGAUAGAGACGAGAUCACCUUGAAUGGAGAAGGACAGCCAAUUGGGCCAGAUGAAAAGACGGUGUCUGAAUUCAGUAGCUUUUUGGGGACAAUUGCAAGAAGUUCAGAUAUAUGUCCGCUCACCUUCACUAGUUGGAUUGGUUUGGUCAAGUCUUGGGAGGAACAAGUGAUAGAUCCCGUGUGGGAUUAUGUCAAUGAAAAAUACAUUAUCCCAAAGGAAGGAAGGAAGGCUGUGCUUGCUAUUGUAAAUGAUGCUUGGAAACGAUACAAAUGCUGGAUUAAAAGGAUGCAUUUUAGUUCGUACAAAACCAAGUGUGAGCGGCUAAAAAAUCGUCCACAAGACAUACCAGAAGGACAGUUUAGGAAUUUAUUGGAGUUUUGGGAAGAUGAAAAAACUCAAGAAGUAAGUCAUCAAAAUGCCCAAAAUAUAGCUCAACUGAAAUAUAGACAUCGUACGGGGAAUAAAGCCUUUGCUGUUAUAAGAGAAAAAAUGCGUGUAAGUAGUGAAGAUAAAGAGCCUCCAACUCAAGCUCAAGUUUUCAUUGCUACUCGACAAAGUAGGAAAGGAAAGGAGUUGGAUAAAGAAACAAACAGUGCAAUUAUAAAGCUUCAAGACAUGAUUGAAAACAAUGGGCAGCCUUCUUCAGAAGCCUUUCAAAGUAUAGUUGGCAAAGAAAAACCUGGGAGAAUGCGUUGCCACGGAAGAACCACAACCCUCACGCUCUUGAAAAGAAAUGAAGAAAUUGAAAAACUUAAAAGAGAGCAUGCUGAUGAGGUUGAACAGUUAAAACAAGAGAUGGAGGAGAAACGUCGUCAGGAUAAGGAAGCAAUGGAAACAAAAAUUCAACAGGAAAAGGAAGCAACGGAAAGAAAACUUCAGAUUCUUCUUAAAGCCAUUGUGAACCAAAACACCGCAAACUUGGAUGUGGAGGCUCUGCAAGCUUUGAUAUCAGCUCCUACAACUGAUGCUCCUAAUGAUAAUGAAAAGAUAAAUAAUGAUGAUAUCGAAGAAGAAAUGAAAGAUCAUGAAGAAGAAGAAGAAGAGAGCUAGAUGUUUAUGUUUUUUUAAUAGGAUAUACAUUUUGAUGAUGUUAGUUUGAUGGUGAAUGCACAUAAUUGUGAUAUACAAUUCAUGUUAGUUUGAUAUAUGGUGAAUGCACAUUUGGAUAUACAUUUAAGAUGUUAGUUUCAUUUUGAAGAUGCAUGGUCUAUUUCAUUUUGAAGAUGUUAGUUUGAUUGUGAAUGAUUGACAAUAUUAGGACAACGUUAUGUUGAUCGAUGUUAUUAUUUUGAUAUAUAUGAAUGAUAAUCAUUUUAGUUUAA